Molecule: messenger RNA, 2116 nt
Organism: Carica papaya (papaya)
Lineage: Eukaryota; Viridiplantae; Streptophyta; Magnoliopsida; Brassicales; Caricaceae
Gene: MAKR5
Product: membrane-associated kinase regulator
Cellular component (GO): plasma membrane
Source: RefSeq, a predicted model, not a curated record
AACUUUGAUUUGUAGAAGGUCUGGGUCGUCCCUGACCUCUGAGCUGAACCCUGCGUUUUGCAAAGAGUAUCUGUAUUACUCUGUACCCUGCUUCCCGUAGCCUGCAACUGUAAAAAAAAACUUUAUAUAGACUAUAUAUAUAUACAUAUGUAAGUAUAUGUAGAUGUAUAUGUGUAUGGCAUGGUCACGUGCUUCUUCUGUUGCCACAUACCCAACUCCAUGUCAAUAAAACCAGCCAAAGGUCCAAAAAGCAUACCAAGCCCACUGUGCGAAAGCCAAAAGCUCUCUUAGAAAAAAGCAGAGCAUAAAAAAAGCAGCUUUUUUUUUUUUCUCAUCAGCUUAAAACUCCUCUCUGCUUCUCCCUUGUGACACCAUUUUCAAUUUCCUCUCCCCAACACCACCAUAAAACGAUGUGCAAAAGCUCUCUUUAUCUCCUCUUUACUAAACCCUUAAAGGCUUAAACCCUCUCAUCUUCUUCUUCAUUCAUCACGCCCGCUGAGAUUCAUCUCGUUGUUAUUCUUUUUCUGGGUUGUUUUUUUUUUUUUUUGAAUUCUUCUUCGUGGUUGCCAUGGAGGGUACUGGCCUUCUCAAGCUUCAGAGACCUACCGCAAGCGACGAUAAUGGCGGAAGCACAGAGAGAAAAGCAUGUGAUAGAAAUGAAGGUGGCGAUGAUGGGUUUCCGUAUCCGUUGUUGGAGUCUGAGAAAGAAGCAUUGGAGGAAGAAGAUGACUCGUUCUUCGAUCUUGAGCUACCUCUAUCUUGUUUGGAUGAUAAGAAAAAUGACAGCGAAGGAAGUGACGAAGAAAAUAAGAGUUUAAGAGACGAAAGAAGUUGUCUUGAUUCUGGCGAGAACAAAGCCGACAGUUCCGCCAUUAAAGCCGGCGAGAGAAACACUAAAUUUGCCGAGAAGCCAUUUUCUGCGUCUGCAAAUGAUCAUUUCUCGAAACGGAAAAUAAUCCCAGUUGAGCUCAGCGGCAAACCUCAGUCACCUAUUGCUCUACUCAAAUCGGCUCCGAAAUUUUGGGUCUUCACGUUCAAAAAACCGAAAGAGAAAACAGAUGACGAGUCAGUAAAGACGGAGAAGAAAGAUGAACCAGAGUUGACCGUCGAAGAAAAAAGAAGCAAGAACUUCGCUGUGAAAUUUAGAAUGGAAGAAGUUCAGAGCUUCUCGAUGCUCACCAGAGGAAACAGUCUAAGGAAAAAAGGUGGAAUUCCACGAAAUCAAAGCGCAGAAGACUCAUCGAAACGAUCGGAUUUGAUUCAGAAAUACUUGAAGCUAAUCAAGCUCAAGCCAUUUUACAUUAAGGUUUCAAAGAAGCAAAACGAGAAAGUGAAGUUAUCCGGAGAGAUAUCAAUGGCGUCGGCUGCAUCGUCUCCGGUUACGGUGCCCGGAUUUUCCCCGAAGAGGGAGAAGCACGGGAAUAUUCAGGCGGGAAUACGGGAAGUCUGUAAGCAUCUGGGUAAGAGCAGAUCGGCGUCGGCAGCGUUCGGAGCUCGGUCGCCGGUGAGCAGAAGAGAUGAUUCGCUACUUCUGCAACAUGACGGAAUCCAAAGCGCCAUUCUUCACUGCAAGAGAUCAUUCAAUGCUUCAACAGAUCCUUCAUUCUUGCUUCGUUCUGCAAGCAAUUCUUCACAUGAGAAGCUCAGCACUUCAUCUUCAGAAGAUUCUUACCCACUCUCCCGGUUGGCAAGAAAUUCAUUCGAACAAGCAAUUUCUUAUAAGAAAACAAGCGGGUUCUACAGUAGUUGAAGAAGUAAAGGAAAAAGGAAGGAAGAAGAAGCUCUUGUUUUUCUUGGAUUUGAAGACAGAGCAAGCGGGAAAAACUCAAGACAAAACAAAAAAAGAGAUUUAAAAAAAAAAAAAAAGGAAAUGUUGUCCAUGAAUUUGAAAGAUAAAAGACAGAAAAUCAAAACAGGAGGAUCUUGUUUCCAUUUUUCUCUCUCUUUUUUUCUUAAAUUUGAUGUAAAAAAAGAAAAUCUGAUUGAGUAGCUAGGUAUCUAUUAUGAUGAUGAGAAGAGAACAGAGUUAUAUCACUUCUGUGUUCUCUGUAAAAAGUUGACGGUGUAUUAUUCAUUAUUAGAUAGUUGAGAGAUCGAAAGAAGCAAAAUUCUGAUA